Messenger RNA from Equus quagga, 4042 nucleotides. RefSeq names its product neurocan (gene NCAN). Gene Ontology annotation, biological process: cell adhesion. The transcript is spliced from 15 exons. The coding region runs from base 8 to 4042 and encodes 1344 amino acids. Gene Ontology annotation, molecular function: hyaluronic acid binding; calcium ion binding. Lineage: Eukaryota; Metazoa; Chordata; Mammalia; Perissodactyla; Equidae. The record is from RefSeq and is a predicted model, not a curated record.
GUCCAGGAUGGCAGCCGUGUCUCUCUGGGCCUUGGGCCUCCUGGUGCUCCAGAUGCUGCCCUUUGUGGCUGGGGAACAGGGCACACAGGACACUGUUCCUGCCACUACCACCACUGAAAACGGGCUCCACAUGCAGAAGGUGGGGUCUGGGUCAGUGCGGGCCGCGCUGGCAGAGCUGGUGGCCCUGCCCUGUCUCUUCACCCUGAGGCCACAGCAGAGGGCAGCCCGGGAAGCCCCUCGGAUCAAGUGGACCAAGGUGCGGACUGCAUCAGGCCAGCGGCAAGACUUGCCUAUCCUGGUGGCCAAGGACAACGUGGUUCGAGUGGCCAAGGGCUGGCAGGGACGUGUAUCACUGCCUGCCUACCCCCGGCACCGGGCCAAUGCCACGCUGCUACUCGGGCCGCUGAGGGCCAGUGACUCCGGGCUCUACCGCUGCCAGGUGGUGAGGGGCAUCGAGGAUGAGCAGGACCUGGUGCCCCUGGAGGUGACGGGUGUCGUUUUCCACUACCGGGCAGCCCAGGAUCGCUAUGCCCUGACCUUCGCCGAGGCCCAGGAGGCCUGUCGUCUCAGCUCCGCCACCAUUGCAGCCCCGCGGCACCUGCAGGCUGCCUUUGAGGAUGGCUUUGACAACUGUGACGCUGGGUGGCUUUCGGACCGCACUGUUCGGUACCCUAUCACUCAGUCCCGCCCUGGGUGCUAUGGCGACCGUCGCAGCCUUCCAGGGGUGAGGAGCUAUGGGAGGCGUGACCCACGGGAACUCUACGAUGUGUAUUGCUUUGCCCGUGAGCUGGGGGGCGAGGUCUUCUAUGUGGGCCCGGCCCGCCGCCUGACACUGGCUGGCGCGCGUGCCCAGUGCCGCCGCCAGGGCGCCGCGCUGGCCUCGGUGGGACAGCUGCACCUGGCCUGGCACGAGGGCCUGGACCAGUGCGACCCGGGCUGGCUGGCCGACGGCAGCGUGCGCUACCCGAUCCAGACGCCGCGCCGGCGCUGCGGGGGUCCAGCCCCCGGCGUGCGCACCGUCUACCGCUUCGCCAACCGCACCGGCUUCCCGGCGCCUGGAGCGCGCUUCGACGCCUACUGCUUCCGAGCUCAUCACCCUACGCCACAACAUGGAGACCCAGAGACCCCCUCGUCUGGGGAUGAAGGGGAGAUUCUGUCAGCCGAAGGGCCCCUGGCCCGGGAACUGGAGCCUAGCCUGGGGGAGGAGGAGGUGGUCACCCCUGACUUCCAGGAACCUCUGGUGUCCAGUGGAGAGGAAGAGCCUCUGAUCUUGGCAGAGAGGCAGGAGUCUCAAGAGACUCCCAGCCCUGCCUCUGGGGGUCCCAUGCUAGCCUCAAGGCCUGCCCUGGAGGCUGAGGAGGUGUGGCUGAGCACCGUGGCCCCCAGCCGCAGUAGCAUGGAGGCAGGCACUGCCCGAACCACGCACAGGGAGGCAACCCCAGCCAGCGCAACACCUAGGAAGAGGGGCCGCUUUAAAGGGUUGAAUGGGCGCCACUUCCAGGAGCAGGAACCCCAGCAAGGGCUGGAGGGGGGGCUUGAGGCCAGUGCCCAUGCCCCUACCUCAGAGGCUGCUGGGAAUCAGGUGGAGCCUCCCCUGGCCGUGGAAACCACAGAUGCCUUGAGGACUGGACCGAACCAGAGCCCCUGGGCCGUUCUGACUAAUGAGGUGGAUGUGCCUGGAGCUGGUUCCCUUGGUGGCAGGAGCCCUCCAGAGCCCUGGCUGUGGCCCCCAACCAUGGCCCCACCCAGCAUCCCAGGCCCCAGCAGGGCCCUUGGCCUGGAGCUGGAGGAAGUCGAGGGCCCUAGUGUGAGGCCAGCCACCCCCAACCUGCCGUGGUCCCCCUUGGAGGCCACUGCCCUGGGUCCCAGACCCUCAGAGGGGCCCAGCACUAUCCCCUGGGAGGCACCCCCCAUGAUCUCUUCCCCAGACCUCCCUGUCGUGGCCAUGCUUCGUGCCCCCAAGCUGGGGCUCCUACCACACCCUACGCCCCUCACCACCCAGGCCAAUGGGAUCAAGAGGCAUGGUGAGGCCAUGGUCACUGCCCCACCCUCCCCUGCCUCAGAGAUCGAGGCCAGCCCCCAGGACCCCAUCCAUCCAGAGCUGUAUUCCUUGCCCCCCUCCUUGGACCUGAAAGAACAGGGUGGAGAGGCCACAUCCUCAACACUCACCAGUCCUAACUCCCCCAGGGCAGACCUUGGAGAAACUGGGGGGACCAGCCUUACUGGACUCAGCAAAGCUGAGCACCCCAGAUCCAGCCCACAAGCUUCUGUGGAUGGGAAUGAGGUGGUAGAUUUUGCCCCCACUGAGACUGCCACUGAGCCUACAGGAGUGACAGGCAUCUUGGGGUCUGAGUCUGGGGUCUUCAGCACAGCAGAGAGCCCCACUUUCAGCUCACAGGCCACCGUGGAUGAGGCGCAGGGGACAUGGCCCUCACUGCACAGUGGAGGGUUGGACCUCCACCCCCCGUUUGCAUCCUCAGGGGGCCCUGGAGUCUCCCUGAUGCCCAGGGUCACCCCAAGUUUGGAGCCUUGGGCUGCUACAGAAGCGACAGUGGGUCCCACAGAUUCCAUGGCCACGCUGGGUCCCAGGAAUGCCGGUGGGAUUUGGGAUUCUGGAUCCUACGCGGUUGAGGGCGCUGACAGCCCCACCUUGAGCCUUCAAGUGGCUGUGGAUACAAGUGUGGUGACGUCCCUCAUGUCCCUGGAUCCAGGGGACAAGGUUAGGGUCCUGGCCAUGUCCACAGUGGCCUUCUCAAAAUCCCAAUCCCACCUGGAGCUGGAAGGCCAGAUGGUGACGCAGGGAACGCUGGGAGCGUCGGCCCCUCGGCAUGAGGGCAGCCCCCUUGGGGAGCCCACUUUCCCUCCUUGGACACCAACGGCAGCCAGCAUGGACGAGCCUGUCUCAGUUUCCUCGGGGGAGCCUACAGUGCCUUGGGACUCCCAUAGCACCCUGCUGCCUGCCUCCCUGGGCCCAGAUGAGUUUGAGCUGGAGGUCCUGGCAAGCAGCCCAGGUGUGGAGGGCUUCUGGGAGGAGGCAGCAAGUGGUGAGGAGCCGGCCCUGCCAGGGACCCCUGCAAAUGGGAGUGCGCAGGAGGCCCUCUCGGAUCCCUGCGAGAACAACCCUUGCCUGCAUGGGGGCACCUGUAAAGCCAAUGGCACCAUGUACGGCUGUAGCUGUGACCAGGGCUUCACCGGGGAGAACUGCGAGAUCGAUAUCGACGACUGUGUCUCCAGCCCCUGUGAGAACGGAGGCACCUGCAUCGACGAGGUCAACACCUUCAUCUGCCUUUGCCUCCCCAGCUAUGGGGGCAGCCUCUGCGAGAAAGACACGGAGGGCUGUGACCGAGGCUGGCACAAGUUCCAAGGCCACUGCUACCGCUACUUUGCCCAUCGGCGGGCGUGGGAGGACGCCGAGCGGGACUGCCGCCACCGAGCCGGCCACCUGACCAGCAUCCACUCACCUGAGGAACAUGGCUUCAUUAACAGCUUCGGGCGUGAAAACACGUGGAUCGGCCUGAACGACAGGAUCGUGGAGAGGGAUUUCCAGUGGACGGACAACACGGGGCUGCAAUAUGAGAACUGGCGAGAGAACCAGCCUGACAAUUUCUUCGCGGGUGGGGAGGACUGUGUGGUGAUGGUGGCGCAUGAGAGUGGGCGCUGGAACGAUGUUCCCUGCAACUACAACCUCCCCUACGUCUGUAAGAAGGGCACAGUGCUGUGUGGACCCCCUCCAACAGUGGAGAACGCCUCGCCCAUUGGUGCCCGAAAGGCCAAAUAUAAUGUGCAUGCCACUGUACGCUACCAGUGUGAUGAAGGAUUUGCCCAGCGCCACGUGGCCAUCAUCCGGUGCCGGAGCAAUGGCAAGUGGGACCGGCCCCAAAUUGUCUGCACCAAACCCAGACGGUCCCACCGAAUGCGACGACACCAUCACCACCACCAGCACCACCACCAGCAUCGCCACCACAAACUGCGCAAGGAACGCAGAAAACACAAGAAACACCCAGCGGAGGACUGGGAGAAGGAAGAGGGGAAUUUCUGCUGA